This is a messenger RNA of Rangifer tarandus platyrhynchus (Svalbard reindeer), 2685 nucleotides long. The record is from the annotation of a GenBank genome assembly. NCBI's taxonomy places the organism in Eukaryota, Metazoa, Chordata, Mammalia, Artiodactyla, Cervidae.
AUGCUGCGGUUUCUGCGCCGGACCUUUGGCCGCCGCUCCAUGCAGCGCUACGCGCGGGGCGCGGCAGGGCGCGGGGCCGCCGGGCUGGGGGACGAGCGCGACGGGGGCCCGCGGGGGGGCCCGGCCGCCGCUGUCUCCACGCUGCCCGCCGCGCCCGGGGGCAGCGUGUUCCCGGCCGGCGGCGGGCCCCUGCUCACGGGCGGCGCGGCCGUGCACAUCUCUGCCGCCGGAGCCUCCAAGGCCACCCUGUACUGCCGCGUCUUCCUGCUCGACGGUACCGAAGUGAGCGUGGACCUGCCGAAACAUGCCAAAGGCCAGGAUUUGUUUGAUCAGAUUGUGUAUCACUUAGACCUGGUGGAAACAGAUUACUUUGGCCUCCAGUUCCUCGACUCUGCCCAGGUUCCGCACUGGCUGGAUCAUUCCAAACCUAUAAAAAAGCAGAUGAAAAUUGGACCUGCUUAUGCUUUGCACUUUCGAGUUAAAUAUUAUUCUUCAGAACCGAACAACCUUCGUGAAGAGUUUACAAGGUACCUGUUUGUUUUACAACUCAGGCAUGACAUUCUUUCAGGAAAAUUGAAAUGCCCAUAUGAAACAGCUGUGGAAUUAGCCGCUCUCUGCCUACAAGCCGAGCUUGGGGAGUGUGAGCUUCCAGAACAUACACCAGAGCUUGUGUCUGAGUUUCGGUUCAUUCCAAAUCAGACAGAAGCGAUGGAAUUUGAUAUCUUCCAGAGAUGGAAAGAAUGCAGGGGAAAGAGCCCUGCCCAGGCGGAACUCUCCUAUCUGAAUAAAGCGAAGUGGCUGGAAAUGUAUGGGGUAGACAUGCACGUUGUCAGGGGAAGAGAUGGCUGUGAAUAUUCUCUUGGACUGACCCCGACAGGCAUAUUAAUCUUUGAAGGAGCUAACAAAAUAGGCUUAUUCUUUUGGCCGAAAAUUACCAAGAUGGAUUUUAAAAAGAGCAAACUGACGCUGGUGGUGGUGGAGGACGAUGACCAGGGCCGGGAGCAGGAGCACACGUUCGUGUUCCGCCUGGACAGCGCCCGGACCUGCAAGCACCUGUGGAAGUGCGCCGUGGAGCAUCACGCCUUCUUCCGGCUGCGGACGCCAGGAAACAGCAAGUCCAACAGGUCGGACUUCAUCCGGCUGGGCUCGCGCUUCCGGUUCAGUGGGCGGACCGAAUAUCAAGCGACCCAUGGCGCCAGGUUACGAAGAACCAGCACUUUCGAGAGGAAGCCUAGUAAACGCUACCCAUCCCGAAGACAUUCGACGUUCAAAGCAAGUAACCCAGUGAUAGCAGCUCAGUUCUGCCCUAAAACAAAUCCUGAAGUCCAUAAUUACCAGCCUCAGUAUCAUCCCAGUCUCCACCCCGGCCAACCUCGGUGGCACCCACACUCUCCAAACAUAAGCUACCCGCUCCCUUCCCCAGGGCUCAGCAGCUCGGACCGGCUGCCUUUCGGCCUCGAGGAGAAUGGGGGCGCUCCGUUUACCACCAAGCCUUCGGGAAGGCAUCACCAUCACCAUCACCAACACCAGCACCACACCAGCUAUGGCCUCUCGCUGACCCUGGAGAGCAAGGAGGGGCUUUCCAGGUCCCCAAACUCCAGCAGUAAAUCCCUUACAAAACUGAGUCCGGGAACACCUGCCCUUUUCAGCGAAGCCGCUGCCCAUCUAAAGAAGCUGGAACUGGAAACUGUGAAGCCUGCUGGACCCUGGCCUGCUCUGCACAUCAAUAUAAAUAAGGCCGAAGAGAAAAAAGUUUCUGAAAAGACUCUUCAGACCCCACUUUUGCCGUCCCCCGUGGCUGAUCACGUGAAGUGUAACAUUUUGAAGGCCCAGCUGGAGAACGCGUCCCGAGUGAGUGCCCAGGUUGGAAAAGAGGAAUCAACGUUUGUAAAUAUUAAUAAGAAAUCCACUCUUCAGGACGCUAAUGUAAGAAGUCCUAUUCCUAUACGUGUGGAAACUACACAACCAGCUAUGGAAAAGCCGGAGAUCAAGCCUCCCCGAGUGCGGAAGUUAACAAGACAAUACAGCUUUGACGAAGACGACCUCCCUCCAGACCUGGCCGAGGCAGUGGGAGCGACCACAGCUCCAACCACGGCCACCGCCACCGCCACACCAGUCUCAGUGCCGCUGCUGUCCCCCAAAGCUCACAAGAUCAGCUCGCCUCAGAGCUCAGAAGGCAGAGGCCAGCUGUCCCCGGGGGCCAAGAGCCCCUCUAACCGCGGAGGUGCCUUUACCUUGGAGCCGGGGGAUCUCCUAAUGGAUUUCACGGAAGCCACUCCUCUGGCAGAGCCCGCCAGCGCCCCCCACUGUGCCCACUCUCGCUGUUCUCCUCCACUCUCUCUCCCCAUGAAGGAAGAGACCACUGGAGUUUGCAUGCACCCUCCAAUCAAAACGAGGCUGAUAAAAACAUUCCCAGCUGAUCCAGUGACCCCUUUUCCUGAUCCUUUCAUAACAGGGCCACAGUUUACCGCAGACUUUAGAGACAGUAAAUUACAGUGCUGUCCUGGCCAGUCUUCCCCGCUGAUCCCAGCGGCGACCCUGAGGCCCUUGACAGAGGCCAUGUCCACAGUGCAGACCGUCUAUACCAUUCGGAAGCCUGUUUCUCCGGCGACAAGUGCAGAGACCCUCCGGCAGGAACUGGAGAGAGAGAAAAUGAUGAAAAGACUGCUGAUGACCGAACUGUGA